CAUGCAUGAGCACAUUCUGGAAAUGACCACCUUAGCAGUGUAAUUAAAGACCUUGAAAAUGACCAUGGAUGAGUAUUUCUUGGUACAAUUUAUACUCAAUUCCUUGCCUCCAGAGCAAUACGACCAUUUCAAAUGAACUAUAACACUAUAAAGGAUAAGUCGAACGUUAAUGAAUUGACUAGUAUGCUCAUUCAAGAGGAGAUGAGGCUGAAGUACCAAAGAGCUCAUACCGUUUAUUUCCUGAAGCAUCAAGAAGCUGGGAAAAGUUUCAAGAAGAGAAGUGGUAAGAGUAAGAAGAAAGGUCCUUGUAACUUGAACAAUUUUUUGAAAGGUGCUCAUAAAGAACCUAUGGUUGUUAAGUGUCACUUUUGUAAGAAAAGUGGACACAUGAAUAAAGACUGUCUGAAACGUAAAGCUUGGUUCGAAAAGAAAGGGGUUCCUUACGAUCCAAACCACAAGGCCAAAUGAAAGUUUCGUGUUCAUGGGGAAUAAAAGCAAAGCUCCCAUUGAAGGCAUUGACACUUACCGUUUGAUUCUG
Diospyros lotus (date-plum) is the source of this 538-nucleotide messenger RNA. RefSeq lists its product as uncharacterized. The coding region runs from base 133 to 468 and encodes 111 amino acids. The transcript is spliced from 2 exons. NCBI's taxonomy places the organism in Eukaryota, Viridiplantae, Streptophyta, Magnoliopsida, Ericales, Ebenaceae. The record is from RefSeq and is a predicted model, not a curated record. Gene Ontology annotation, molecular function: zinc ion binding; nucleic acid binding.